GCUCCGGGUGUUCGGGCGCCCCGGGGUGCCGUCCUCUCCGCCGGGCGCGCCCACCCCGCCCACGUGAAACCUCGCGGUCCUCCGCCACCCGGACCCAGGACCUCGCCUCUGAAGCCAGCCCUGAGGCUCACGGGACAAUCUCAAGCGCUUCAUUUUGUGUCCCUAAAGCUUCGGCCGUGCCUUAACGGUUUGGUAUUAUUUGUUGUGCAUUUGGCUCAAAACCAAGGGAGAGCUUGAUUUCACGAGCUACUUGUGACAGAGAACUACAAAUCCCAUGAGGCAGUGGGGCUGCGGGACCACGACUCCCAGCAGGCUCCGCGAGGCUCCCGCGCCUUUCGGCGCAGGCGCUCCGUGCCGGGGCGGAGCAGCUUUGCGGGAUGGCAGCGCCUGAGGAGGAGCCUGAAGCCCCCACGGAGCCCCUGGACAUCGCCUGCGGCCUGGAGAACGUGCCUGUGAGCGUGUGGCCCCCGGGGGCGGUGCCAGAGCCCUUCCAGUACACUCCGGAGCACGUGGCGGGGCCCGGGGCGGACGCGGACCCCGCCGAGAUCACCUUCCCCGGGUGCCUCUGCCUGCACCGCCCCUGCGUCCCCGGCUCCUGCUCCUGCCUCCGUGGCGCGGAGAACUACGACGCGGACGCGCGCCUCAGAGCCCUGGGCUCGGCGGCGGGGCGCGCCCCGCCGGUCUUCGAGUGCAACGCCCUGUGCCCCUGCCCGGAGCGCUGCGCCAACCGCGUGGUCCAGCGGGGCGUGCAGCUGCGCCUGCAGGUGUUCCGGACGCGUCGCAAGGGCUGGGGGCUGCGCGCGCUGGAGUCCGUCCCCCGCGGCCGCUUCGUCUGCGAGUACGCCGGCGAGGUGCUGGGGCUCGCGGAAGCGCGGAGAAGAAUUCGGCUGCAGACGCCGCGCGAUGCGAAUUACGUCAUCGCCGUCCGGGAGCACGUGCGCAGCGGGCCGGUGAUGGAGACGUUUGUGGACCCCGCGCGCAUCGGGAACGCGGGCCGGUUCCUGAACCACUCCUGCGAGCCCAACCUGCUCAUGGUCCCUGUCCGGGUGGACUCCAUGGUGCCAAGGUUGGCACUUUUUGCAGCCAAGGACAUUCUGCCGGAAGAAGAGCUCUCGUUCGACUAUUCAGGAAGAUUUCUUAACCGAAUGGACGGCGAAGACAGAGGAAGGCCCGACGACGGGAAACUAAGGAAACCUUGUUACUGCGGCUCCCGGGUGUGCUCGGCCUUCCUGCCCUACGACGGCUCUCUGUACCUCGCUGCGGAGCCGCCUGGUGAGGGUCCGGGAGGGAGAGCUCAGGAGACACGCUCCUGCACGCCCCCAGGGCAGGAGGGGGCACAAGUGGCUUCUCAGCUUUCACCUGGACACAUGGCCGCCCCGCUAAACUGGGGCACUUUCCCUAGUCAGAUGCGGCCGGCUGCCUUCUAG
Molecule: messenger RNA, 1427 nt
Organism: Phyllostomus discolor (pale spear-nosed bat)
Lineage: Eukaryota; Metazoa; Chordata; Mammalia; Chiroptera; Phyllostomidae
Product: histone-lysine N-methyltransferase SETMAR
Exons: 3
Coding region: 378-1427 (349 amino acids)
Cellular component (GO): nucleus
Molecular function (GO): protein binding; histone H3K9 methyltransferase activity; zinc ion binding
Source: RefSeq, a predicted model, not a curated record